Molecule: messenger RNA, 2441 nt
Organism: Thecamonas trahens ATCC 50062
Lineage: Eukaryota; Apusomonadida; Apusomonadidae
Exons: 2
Coding region: 213-2441 (742 amino acids)
Source: RefSeq, a predicted model, not a curated record
CACCUUGCGCUCAGUGCGGUAGCGGCUAGUGCUGAGCGGGCCAAGGUGUCGCGUAAGAAUGCCCACAGUAACCGCGCGCCUAUCUCGUCCACUAGGAAGUUGUACACCCCACCGGCUCGGGGAAGGUUGCCCGUCAGUUCGACGGCUGCCCGCUGCUGGUCACGCAGCGCGGCCGCGAAGGCAGACACCCGAUCGAGCCCAACACAGGCAAGAUGCAGUUUUGGCAGAAAAUAGGCACUCUCCGCGAUGGUGAUUGUACCUUGCUCUUGAAGGGCUGGUUCAAUGACGAGGAGGAGUUUGUGCUCUCGCUCCUGUUGCACAGCUACGCUCACGAUGGGCUUGACGCCAUCAUGAGGGCCAAGAAGGGCGAGGAAGUGGCCUCGCUUGUGCGUGACCUGAGAGCCCUCCCCGUCACCAACACUGUCGAUCCUGCCGCGGAAAUAGCUGCCCGCGAGCCGUCCAACGGCAUCUUUGCGCGGUCAAUCACUCCGGCUGCUCUCGCGCGGCGGGCCAGGAACUCGCUCAAUCACCUGCCCGCUCCCGGGUCCAACAAGGCCGAUCCCAUCGCCGUCGGCAAUGUGAUAUUUCCCAAAAGAUACCCUAGUGCCGACGACCUUCGCUUGUUUAAUGCCGAUCUCUCUCUUUCCCGCGCCCGUGUCCUUGCCGUUGCCGAGCUCCGCGCCCAGGCCGCCGACGCCUACGGCUUUGUGCUCGUCGAUCCGCCGCUGCAGAGCUCCGAGCUCAAGCCUGUCGACAUCACCGCCACUUUCAAGAACCGCAAGUUCACCGUCGAUGUUUCCGCUGAGGCUGGCCGCCAUGUUCUCAACGGUCGCGCCUAUCUCUUCCGCAUCUACCUUGGUGGCGACGAACUCGGCGUGUGGUGGCUCGAGCCUUCCGAAGUCAAGCAAGCUGUUGCCGAAAUCAUCCACGCCCUGCGCAAGGACCACGAGGUCGGCAUGGAGCACCUCCAUGCGCCAUUCUAUGCCUGUACCUCGCCGCACUCGGGGAGCGCGGUGUCCGCCGUCGCACCGUCGGUCGAGGAGCUCAAUCACCGCCUCCUCGUCAUGCGCUAUACCAGCCGCUCCUCGCCGCGCUGUCCGCGAUCGAAGGUCAUGAACAACGCUCUUUACAACGGGAACUCGGUCAAGGUCGUGCGCUGUGACUCGAUUCGCCGCGGCGCCAACGAGCUGCUCAUGAUCAUGUCCGCUGGCCAGUCGCUCUUAUGCGAGUGGUGCACCGCCGAGGAGUCGAUUGCUCUUUUCCACCAAAUUGUCCUCAAGCGCAUCAAUGAGAUCAACACCGCCCACGAUGUUUCGUCGCCACCCCUCAAGCCCGACCCCGCUGCCUUUGACCGCAACAAUGGUCGCCCCGGCGUCGUCGUCGUAACCGAUGACGCCCUUGGUGCCUGUCGCGUUGCGCCACACAUCGUUACUCGCUUCCGUGUCGUCUGGGCUACAGACGAGCCCGAGUCUGUUGGCAUCGGCUGGUGGAGCUCGACCGAACUCAAGCUCGGCCUCGCCCGCAAGUCCCCGCCAAGCGACUCGGCCUCGACAUCGGCCACGCCCGGCCACACUCGCAAGCGCCGGCGCCCGGCCUCAAACAUGUCGGCACACGUUGGUCUUCUCGUUUUCGUCCUCGCGUCCACGCUGCUGCUAGCAAGCACUUCAACCGACGCCGCGACCGUUCUGGUGAGCACCACCAGCGAGCUGACCAAUGCCAUCAACAAUGUUGCGGCGGGGGAUACCAUCCAGCUUGCUGCUGGUGCCACCUUUGCGUACUCUGGUGUGACUCGGCUGACCUGCGACGCUGACGGCACCGCCGCCAACCCCAUCACUGUCCAGGGCCUACCCGGCUCGACCAUGACCUGGACCCACUCCUCCAACUACGUCGAGGGUUUUGUGGUCACUGGCAAGCACUGGAUUUUCGAGGACCUCGACAUCACUGGCACCUGCUCUAACCACAACUACUGCGAGCACGCGUUCCAUGUCCAGGGCGACGCUGACUUUUUCGUCAUGCGCCGUUGCGUCAUCAAGAACUUCAACGCCCAGAUCAAGUCGAACAUCGGGGGUGGCCAGUUCCCUGACGAUUGUCUCCUCGAGCACAACGAGUUCUACAACACCGGCGGGCGCCAGACCUCAGCGCCGGUCACCCCGGCCAACAUCGACGGUGGCGAGCGGUGGAUUGUCCGCAACAACUACUUCCACGAUGCGUGGAAGGACGGCGGCAACACCAUCUCGUACCAGACGUUCAUGAAGUCCAACGGCGCCGACGGCAUCUACGAGGGCAACCUCAUCGCCUGCUCGGUCCUCCACUCGGGUGGCGUCCGCAUCGGCAUGUCGUUUGGCGGCGGCGGCACGUCGCCAGACUCGGUGUGCGGGCAGGGGACGUGCAACCCGGAGCACCGCCGCGGCAUCAUGCGCGACAACGUGAUCAUCAACUGA